Toxoplasma gondii ME49 is the source of this 2834-nucleotide messenger RNA. RefSeq names its product poly(ADP-ribose) polymerase and DNA-Ligase Zn-finger region domain-containing protein. The transcript is spliced from 2 exons. NCBI's taxonomy places the organism in Eukaryota, Apicomplexa, Conoidasida, Eucoccidiorida, Sarcocystidae. Gene Ontology annotation, molecular function: DNA binding; zinc ion binding. Bases 642 to 1820 code for a protein of 392 amino acids. The record is from RefSeq and is a predicted model, not a curated record.
GUAUAUCGCAACUUUGUGGCUACAGUAGCUCAGUUCCCUGUGAGAAUUUGAUUGGAGGAUUCCGCUUUCAGGUUUGAUGAAAAAACCCAAACAACUAGACAGGUGGCCUGAAUUUCGUUGGAGCACACCUCUUGCUCUUUCAUCAUCUUAGUCGGGAGAGCCAACGCCCUUCAGGUUUCCCAUCCCUCGCGACUGUUCACGCUAAGCCUCGCGUGACUAGCGCUGCUGCUACGCCCGUUGAAGCAGAGCGUGAGACUUCUUUGCCCUCUCUGCUUGAUAACAUUCUGUUCAAUCCGCCUUUCCGCAAUUUCUCUCUCUUCUCUCUCCUCGUGCCGACGUAGUCCGUCGCUCAUCAUGAGAGAGGAACGCCUUACUCGCUUGAAGGCUGUGACGCGGUUCUGUUGCAUCGUAGUGGACGAAGUCGGAGCCCACUGGAUCGCCAGUGGGUUUGCGCAUGACUUUUUGCGAGUCUGUUGCGCUCCCGAUAUAAAAGUUCCCAUUUUCUCGUUCUUCCAGCCUAUGCACACAUCGACGCAGAUGUAUGAGGGUCUUGCGACAAAAAAGGCGCAACUGGAAACAAAGCAAUGACAGUAUAGGGCAUUAAUUCUGUGUCACCUGUCGGCUUGCUCGUGGCUGCGGGUAUGUCUAGACUGAAGUUGACCACUGGCUUCAUCUCCGUCAUUCGUCCAAUUGUCUCACUAUUUCGGUGCCAUCAAAACUCAGCUGUCUGUACUUCCUCAAAAAUGCCGGCGAAGGAAAUCGUCUUUCACUGUGAAUAUGCACCCAGUGGGCGAGCGCGUUGUCGGGUGUGCAGUAGUUCGAUUCCGAAAGGUCAACUGCGGCUUGCCACGAGCCAGCCAUUUGCCGAGCCUUCAUUGGGAGACACUGAGGACGUUCACGUCAGCAAACAGAGAACGAUUGCUGCCGAGGCUCCGCGAUGGUGUCACGCUAACUGCUUCAGGAAAUUCAAGACUUCGAAUCAGUGGUGGCGAACCCAUGUUGACGACGCGGAACUUUUCGUUGGCUGGAGGGAAUUAUCAAAAACCGAUCAGAGGGAGCUGCGCCAGUUCGUUGAGGCCGUGCGCAACAACAAGAUGCCCAAGCCCUUCAGCCACAGUGACCCAGAAGCUCCAACUGAUGACACGUUUCUCGGCGCAGAACGAGCUGACGAAAGCGCUAAAUAUCUGGCCUCGCAAGCGUUCGAGAAAAAGAAGAAAACUCUGAGACAGUCAAAGAGGAAUGAGAAGGAGGAGACAGACAACGAGGAGCUGCCGUCGAAGAAGAAGCCCAGGGAAGAGGCUCAAGGCGAGCAUCCAGCCAAAGCCAGUGGAAAACGGCCGACAGGAACACACCAAGGGGUCGAAGCGACACUGAAAGCGGCAUACGGCAAGAAGGCGAAAGGACAAUCCACGCGUGUGUUUUCUCCAGGCGAAGCUGUGGGCAGUCCGAAAAAACGACCAAGCCAAAAGGCAAAGACGGAAGUUGGGGGAGGUGAGGGACCACUCUCGCCAGAACAACGGCACGCGAUUGCAGUCGCUGCAGAGUCAGCAUCUAAAGCGACAAUGUCAAGGCUGAAGGAAAUUCUACGCCACAACAACCAGAGGAUGAGUGGCACGAAAGAAGAACUCGUCCAGCGAGUGGCAGAAGGAGAAGUGAUGGGAGCCGUACCGAAGUGUCCUGAAUGCAACGAGGGAUUCCUACGUUUCGAUCACAACAGCGGUGUGUACAGCUGCCCAGGGUUCAUGGAUAGCGAAGGCGACUACCACCGAUGCACAUUCAAGAGCAAAGACGUCGUACGCCUGCCUUGGAAGAAAUACUGAAACGGGAAGAGUAGUGGCGGUGAAGGAGCGCUUCAGUUGUUGCGUGCAUACCAGAACGAUUGAACGUGAAAAACAAGUUCCGCAACAAGGGAUACAUGUCUACGUGGAAGAAGCACAUGUCGAAAACAGUGUGUCUCGUUUCUGCAAGUAUACUGCUGAAAACGCGACGAAGACAAGCGGUUGCCAACAUCUCGUCUCUUGUUUCAUUCCUUCACACAAAAGCUCGCAUGCUGUUGGUCGGAAACGUACGUAGCCGACAGCAGAGGAGGACCCGGAAGAGAGUCACUGAAGGCUUGCGAAUUAACGCAAGUAUCAGACGAAGCUUCGUUCAUUGGAGAAGAUGAAGAUAAAUUGAAAAAGAAGUAAAAACGUCUUUCCUCAAUCCUGAAGAAGACCGAAUAGACAAAACUGGCAGUUCCCUAAUGACCACCUGGUGGUAGCCUGCUCGCAUGUAUUUUAUGUGCGUUAACGCCUGGUAUUUCCCUUCAACCACUGUGCGUGUGAAGUGAUAUCGGGCAAUCGUGGUUAGGGUAAGCGGAAGGAGAUGUCUUGUGUUUAGACAUGGUAAUAAUGUGACUGAAAGAAGGCGCGUGAGAAGCAAUUGACCCAGGGCGCAUAAAGGGAGGAAGAGUUUGUAGGAUCUGACACUUGGUAGCAUCCCCAACGUUUAAUGCUCUUGGCUAUUGACAACUUCGUCAGUUCCCACAGUGUCUGUGGCAGCAGUAUCGGCCUGCGUUUGGUGGUUGCAACACAGUAAAAACUUCGGCACCGUACAACUCCUGGGGGGGCACGUUGCCGAGCUGUAAAAUACUUUCAAGCGACCUUGUCGACACACCUUGAUUCGAAGAGGAAAACAUGCUUUCAGGCGGUGGGAAGAAGCAACGGAGGCAACGGCAUCCGUUGCUGGUUCAGUGAACGAGUGGUAAUUGUGGCAACUCCGUGAUGGUUUGAGGUUUAACGGAUCGCGACGUGCUCGCUGAGUCACUGGCUAUUCGAUGUUUUACCGGUUGGCAA